Plodia interpunctella (Indianmeal moth) is the source of this 2002-nucleotide messenger RNA. RefSeq lists its product as uncharacterized. Bases 1 to 522 code for a protein of 173 amino acids. NCBI's taxonomy places the organism in Eukaryota, Metazoa, Arthropoda, Insecta, Lepidoptera, Pyralidae. The transcript has a single exon. The record is from RefSeq and is a predicted model, not a curated record.
AUGAUUGCAUUGGAGCACGAACAAAUGCCUAAAGAGGAGCGGGUGCCCAAAGCGGAACCUACGACGUCACACCCAAGGACGCUGACGAGGUCGAGCGCGGUCAGUCAGAAAUCCGUCGAAAUCACAGUCCAUCCUGAUGGUUCCAACAAUCCGUUGCACAGGUCGAAGUUAGCGCCAACUAGAUCGACGUCAGAAACGCAGAGUACGGGUAAGAAAAUGUUGAAUUUGAGGAAAACGAAGAAUUCGUCCAUUGAGUCAACAAUGAGCCUUCCGAAUCAGAAGUCGUUGGAGAAGAAGCACGGAAGCCUGCGGCAUCAGAAGGCGAUCGGGGCGCAUUCGGACAUCACGCUGAGCACACAGCCUUCAAUCACGGAUGACAGGAAGGCGCUAAGAGAAGCUUUAUACCAGGGUAUAUUUCAUAGACACAGAAGAACCAUAUUCGCAGUGGGGUCGUUCCUUAGAAUGCUUAGGAGCAAAACUUCGAACUACGACUCCAUAAGGUCUGAUUCUGACGAAAUUUAGCACCCGUAGUUUAAAUAGUGACUGUUAAUAUUUUUAUAGUAACUUAUUGGUGCCACUGACGUUCGUGCUUUGGGUAGGUAUGGACAAACCAAUUAAAAUGUUGUUAGAUAGCGUAGUGUUUAAGCAUAUUUGUUUUAUUUUGUAUUAAAUGUUCCUAUAAUCAUUUGUGAUUCUGUUUAGCCCCGCUUCGUAAAUGUAACUGAAUAUAAGUACAGUGGUUGUUAUAUAUAUAGUCGCAAGUAUAAGGUAUAUAUAUGUUAUACGAAGUGACAUAGAGCUAUUCAUAUGAAAUCUGUAGAGAUACUGAAACUAAAACCAAUUUUUUAUAUAUAUAAAAAUAUAUAUUCAAUGUAAAAAAUUAAAUUGCAGGCGAAUCUUUUUUUUUUUUUUAGUUCUAUCUCGUUAGGCGUGUUCGGAGCGCCACAUCCGCGAAUAACUCACGCUUACAUGAGAAAGAUGAAUAUACAAAUACUUAAAUACUUUAUGUUCAAUUUUAUGUUAAGUCCCAAAUUAACAUGUUUUAUUUACUUUCAUUCAAACAAGAUUUUAUUACAUAAAAAUUCGAAUACAUAAACAAACAUUUGUAAAACAUAUAAUAGUUCCUCAUUAAUACUACUCUUUAUUGUAUUGUGACUUAAAACUAAAGUACGUAAUAUAAAAAAGUAUAAUGGACAAUUACAAUAUCGCGUGUCUAUAAAAGUAGCCAAGGUUAUACUUUAUUAUAACCGAAAAAAAAGCUAUGAAAGUCCAAUAAAACUUUUUGAUUUCAUAAAACUCGGUUGUAGUUCUUAUGCCAACGUAUUAAGGUUCAACUUUAACUAAGAAUCCUUGAACGUAAAAUCAUGUGGGCAAAUAUAUAAUAAUAUACGUGUACAAUAUAGAAAACAAUUUAUGUAGAAAUCUCAAAGGCGCGCAGUGGUUAGCGCGCUUGGCCUGUGAUAGUGGCGGUUAAGGCACUCUCUACAUGGUCGGUCAUUGGAUUGGUGACCAAAAUUAUCUUUUCGACCGUAAAGCCGUUGGUCCCGGUUGUAUUUGCAGUCGUUAAAACCCACUGAUCUGCAAUGGGCCUGCGUGGCAAACUCCUUAUCCAUCCGUAAGGUAGGCCAGUUCAAUAUGAUAUGUAUUGGAACUAUACUAUAUUCUUAUAUGAAAAGAAGUACGAAGUACACAUGUUUUUGCGGUUUUCACCAAUAGAUAGUGUGAUCCCGAGGCAGAUUUAGGUAUAUACUGGUAUCAAACCCAAUACCUCCUAAAGACUACUUGGGUACAUCAAAACAAGCAACUGUUAUUCGAUACUUUUCGUGAUUCGUAGUUUUUUUUUUUCAUAUAAAAAAAUACAAUCUAAUUUGCGAUUCUACACAUCUUAACUCUAUAUAAUAGCCAAGCAACACGAGACAGUACAGUAGCGUUAUGUAGCGGAAUCGAACAUAGAGUUAACGUUUUAUAGAAACGACAUUAAAACAAAAAAAAAGAAGGAAAA